ACUUUUUAAUCUAGCUAGCCUACGUGUGUACUUCUGUGCUGGCAGCGCCCAUGUAGCUUACUGUGGACAUCUCAUUUCGUUCUGUUUAUUCUGAGUUCCUGAGCAUUUAGCUGACACGAGGCGCUUAAUUCCGUGAGUCAGACCCUGGCAGUAUUUUUGCCUGAUGUUGUAACUAAUUAAAUGUUUUGUGUGUGUGUGGCUGGCUAGCUUCUCAGUGCUAGUUGAUGGUAACAGAAGAUUAACGUCUGACAGAUCUGACUUGAAGAAGUGUCUUCGGCGACCAGUUCUAACGGUGGCAUGAAUCAAAUGGAGAUGUCCAGGAGAAGUACCAGGUCGGGGAACAAGGAUCUGCCUGACGACGAUGCAGCCAGCACCAGCUCCACUGGCUCCACGGGCCAGGUGUCCUACAGAGAGACUCCAGUCAGGAUCUUCAAAAGGAAGACGGGGGGCCGUAAACCGGCGAGCUCCUCGCGAACCUCCAGCCGUGACAGCAGCGUGUCCAGCGAGACGGUCAACCAGAACAGUGACCCCAUCCCAACAGACAGAUAUCCUAGCGUGUCCAACUCGGUGCGUAGUCCGGCGGCGGUGCUGCGUGCGCCCAUAGGGAGGUCCAGCACCACCACCACCAUCAGCAGCAGCAGCCGUUUCCAGCAGGAGGCUCCGGGCUUCUCGUCUGGGUACUCGUCCUCUGAGGAGGCCUACUACAGGCCCAGCCCCACCCCCAGCGCCACCCCCAGCGCCAGCGUCAGUGCCAGCGCCGCCUCCAGUUCCCUGCAGUCUCCAGCAGAACCAGAGUUUAGCUUGAAAGAUGCUCUGAGAUCUCCUGGUGAGCCCUCCAAACUCUCUGUCUGUUUCUCCCUCCUGUCAUCUCUAGCUCAGUCCCUGGUGAUGGUGUACUGGUGGCUGGGCUCCUCCUGGUACAGUCUCACCUCAGGAAUCUCCCUCCUGGAUGUGUUCCUACUCAGCAGACGCACUGCAGGUGUGAGGAAGGCCAUUCUGCUCGUCCUCCUCUUCCUCCUUCUGAUAUUUGGCAUCUGGUACUGGUAUCCCCACCUCUCACGCAGUCUGUCUCGGAUGUCUGUGAAGAGUAAGCCCAGCCCAGCUCCGCCCGCCCCCGUCCAGCACAGAGUCAAUGAUGGCAUCCCUCCCGCCAGUCUGUCCUUACUGAAGGAGGAGAUCUAUAGGCAACUGCGUGAGCAAGAGGCCCGGUGGUCAGAAACGGCGUCCCAAAACCUGCAGAGUGUUAAGAGAGAGAUCGACCUUCUCAAACAAGAUGAACAGAAGCAGAAGCAAGCAACUGAGGUGCUGCAGACUGCUAUUAAGAAUCUUCAAAAUGAAAAAGUGCAAAUUACCAGUGUUCACGCGGAGCAGCAGGGCUCCCUGGGCCAGGAGCUCGAGGGGGUCCACCAGCAGAUCACGCAGCUGAGAACCGAAGUGUCCGACCUGCGCGCAGCCUCAGAUUCACUCCAGAGCAGGAUCACAUCCCAGGAAGCUGCUCAAGCCAAAGCUGCCGCUCAGCUGAGGGAGGACUUGGCCAACUGGCUCGUAGAGAAACUGUCCGAGCGCGAGCCCCAGCCUCUGUCCGAGGACGUGGUGCUGCAGCCUCACCUGCAGGGGGCACUGGAGGCCCUGGAGCAGCGUCUGCUGACGCGCCUGGCGGAGGAGAAGGAGAGCGAGAAGAGCGACGCCUGGAGGACGGUGGGAGAGACGCUGCAGAGGGAGGGCGUGGGGGCCAUCACUGUUCAGGACGUGGAGCAGAUUGUGCACCGAGCCUUGAGUUUGUACAGAGCUGAUGGGAUCGGCAUGGCUGACUACGCGCUCGAGUCUUCAGGUGCGAGUGUGAUCAACACGCGCUGCUCUGAGACGUACAGGACCAGGUCGGCCUGUCUGAGCCUGUUUGGGUUCCCCCUGUGGUACCACUCCGAGAGCCCACGCACCGUCAUUCAGCCUGAACUGUACCCUGGGAAAUGCUGGGCGUUCCGUGGGGGCGAAGGCUUCCUGGUGAUCGCGCUGUCCUACCCCGUGCGCAUCACUCACGUGUCCCUGGAGCACCUCCCGAGGAUCCUCUCCCCCACCGGCCGCAUCGACAGCGCCCCCCGCAGCUUCGCCGUCUACGGGAUGUCCAAUGAGCACGAGGAGGGCACGGCUCUGGGGACCUUCACAUAUGAUCAGAAUGGGGAACCCAUCCAGACCUUCAGACUCACGGCCCCGGCGAAGGACGCGUUCCGGAUGGUGGAGCUGAGAAUCCUGAGUAACUGGGGCCACCCAGAGUACACGUGUGUGUACCGCUUCAGAGUGCACGGUGAGGCAGAGGUGGCCUGAAGACGGGAGCACAGCGCGGAGGGGUGGGGUGAGGGAGGAGUAGAUAGCGCUCCAUGGAGAUUUCUGUAACAUCUCUCUCUCUCUCUCUCUCUCUCUCUCUCUCUCUCUCUCUCUCUCUCUCUCUCUCUCUUUCACUGUCCACUCAUGAAGGUGAUACUGCUCAUUAGACCAGGAGUUAUCACACAAAACUGCCUCAUUCAUAGACACACAUAUACACACACAGACCACACACACACACACACACACACACACACACACACACAUAUAGUGUUGGAAAGUAACGGAUUGCUGAUUUAUAAAUGCAUGCCGUUACAUUACAGUUUAAUUUUUUGGAAAGAUUGCACCAUCAUACCCUUUUGUAAACAAGCUACUGCGUCAGGCAGGCCUCCAGCUGACGUGUUUCCUCACCAGUAUUGGCACAGCGGUAAGCAGGAAGGCGUGACAAGUGUCUCAGCACAUUUAACAAUGUGCUGCAUCUGUGGUCUUCUGCUCUAUUGCUGCUCUAAGCAAGCAUUAGAAAUGUUACAUAGUGAAAACAGAACACAAAAUAUCUGUGCAGCAAUGAAAAUAUCAUUUGAAUUCAGCAAAUUAUUUUUGAAAAUUAGCGAUGCAAUCUGAAAGUAAUUACAUUUUACUCUUAAAUCAAUCCAAAGUUACAUUAUUUACAAUUUUACAAUUAUGUACAAUAGAAAAUAUUUUUACCCAUGUAACUUGCAUAGUGAAAUCCACCCAUACUAUGUGUGUGUAUGUGUGCACUCAUAGGCAACGUAUACAUAAUAUAACAUUUCAGUCACAGAUUACAGUACAUUUGUUAAAUACUUUGCACUAUUUAAGCAAAUUUAUUGCUAUUGACAAAUGCAUAGGAAUGUUCCCCUUUGCUAUUUAUUGUUUGUAUUGAUGAAGAGAGGCUUCUGGUGUUAUGCUACUGCAUCUGUUUGACCUGUGGUUUUGUCUGAUGAUUUAUGGUAUUUUUACGUACGUAUUUUAAGCAACACAUGCCUAAGAGGAGACAAUGUUUGUCUGCGGGUUUUAAGCGCUCCUCUUGCUUUAAAUAGAUAUUCAUUAGUGAGACAUUUCUCCAGUGCAGAGAUGUGCACAGCAAAGUAUAUUGACAUGCAUGCUAGACAUGGUCCCACCUGCAGCUUGGUACAGUAGCUGACUCAGAGUGAAUGUAUCACCUGUUUGAAACAUUUUUAUUUUGUUUUGUCAAAUACAGUGUUAUUUAGCUUCUGCUCUUAGUAAACGUUUCUAGGAACUGAUUAGUAAACUGAUUUUAUUUUAAGAGAGUAUGGAGGUGUACCAUACUGACAUUUACCAUGGUACUUUGAAGAGUAACUUGCAGGUUAAAUUGUCACUGUCGGUUGACGUACUGAGGUGCUGGACAGUGGGUAUGCCCCAAACAUUCUAUUAAACAAUGAUUGGCUAACAAGAUCAAUGGACGUUCAGUAAUUGACGUACGUGUUGCAGCGACUACCAGCUGUCACCUGAUUUAACAAUAAUAGUUUUAAAACGACACUGUAUGAAGUUAUAACAAUCAAUCAACCAACCAUCGAACAAAUAACAUUCCAUACAUCAUACUUGGAGUCAUCUCUGGCUGGGGCUGUUCCAGUGGAGCCAAAUGUAUGGGUGAUCACCAUUUAUAGACCUUAACUGUACCUUCACCAAUUUAGAUUGUUUUGCUUCAUAUCUCUACACGUUAAUUAAAAGUGGUUCUUAGCCUGCAAGUUGCUCACUAAGCCAUUUGUUCAUGCAUUUCCAUUUUUUGCUUCCAAACUGAUACUUGAAACUGGGUCAUAUGGAUGGAAAUAUUUGACUAUAUAUUUUUGUAGGGCCAUAGCUAUUGGAACAGACUUGAAUCCAUCGGGGCUAUACAAUUGUUUUGUAAUAUGUAAAAAAAAAAAAAAAGAAGACAUUUAUUUUGAAAUGCUAGAAAACAUAAGUCACAUUAACGUUUUGUAUUGAGACUUUUUUUAAAGUGUAAAUAUUGGCCUCAUUCAUCAUAGGCUUCUUAUGUUUUAAACACAACUGAUAGUAUUAUUAAACAAACUCUCCAAAAGGCUAAAAUCCAUAACACAGAUUCAAAGAAUGUAGAAUUACACAAACAGGUCUGUACUCAGAACUUGAGUUCACAGCCUCACCGUUUUCAUGGUAACAUGAAUGUUAACAAUUCAAUGGUUGGUCAUGUUUAAAUCACGCCUCUAGCCAUGUCUUUCUUUACAAGACUGCAUCCCAACACUGAACUUCACACAUGUUAAAUUGCUGAGAGCAACAUGGCAUAUAGUUAUGCUAAACAGAUCAACAUAUAUUUUAUCUCUGCAUCCAUAGAUUAAAAGAUUUUGUGGUACUGAAUGUUUGUAUUAUGGGUCAGAUUUCUGAAACAAGCUGAAAGAUUAACCAAGUUUAUAUGUAAACUGGACUAGAAUAUUGAUAUAACAUUUGAGUGGAAAUUAAAAUGUUAAGGUUCCUUAAGUGAUGGAUAAACAUUGCCUUGUGUUUAAACUUUUGAUUAUUUAUGGCUGGUUGUUUUUCUCUGCAAGAGUAAAACUGAUCUUUGUAUUGUACUUGUUUUAUUUGAUCUUAUAUCACUGAAAAAACUAAAGUGUCUAAUUUAACAAAACAUAUAUUCAACACAUUAUGCACUCAAGUAUUUUCAGUUCUAAGGGUGUUAAUAAAUAUGGUAUAAAAAAUGUUUUACCUCAUUGUGAAAGUAAUCACCAAUAUGUUAAUCACAGUAAAUGACUCAACAUGUUAAGGUACAUUUCAGAUAUUCUCAGAAGUAUUUUUAUUUUAUUUUAUUUUAUUUUGUAUCCAUUGUUUUUGUCUCCUGUAACAUAAACUGAUGUAGGAUCUGUUGGAUAUAUUUCCCUUGCUGGUCUGGGGAUGAUAAGAUAUUUUAUGACAGGGUAUCAUGACCAAAGUGCUUCUUGCUCCUUUGACAUAGCUCAUAAAUAACAUGUUGUGUAUUGUCUUGAAUAUCAGUUUUGUUUUUCCAAAUGCAUUUAGGCUAACCAUAACAGAAAGUCUGUAAUCAAGCAUUGCUUUUGUAAUAUUUGUAUUCUUAAAUAAAGUUAUUACUUUAAUAAUUGGA
Sardina pilchardus (European sardine) is the source of this 5410-nucleotide messenger RNA. RefSeq names its product Sad1 and UNC84 domain containing 2 (gene sun2). The record is from RefSeq and is a predicted model, not a curated record. Gene Ontology annotation, molecular function: protein-membrane adaptor activity. Gene Ontology annotation, cellular component: nuclear envelope; meiotic nuclear membrane microtubule tethering complex. NCBI's taxonomy places the organism in Eukaryota, Metazoa, Chordata, Actinopteri, Clupeiformes, Clupeidae. Bases 298 to 2322 code for a protein of 674 amino acids. The transcript has 18 exons.